AUGGAUAUUACAGCCAUAUAUAACAAUUCAUUUUGUGAACGAUAUACAUUAGAUGGGAUAUUUUCCAAAUUGUCCUACGUGAGCUCGCUUUCCAAAUUGGCUGUUUUACGAGAAAAUAGAAACACAAAUAUUCAAACUGAUGCUUUACUUGCUGUUAAAUUGGACCCUGCAGUCUUGGAAGCACAAGUGACUAUUGACAAUAAUGAUUACCGUAAUAAACCACUAAAAGAAGUAAAGGAAGUACAACCACGUAAGAAGACAAAAGGAACUAAUUUAACUGCAGAUUUUGAAAAUGCAAUGUGCUUACAGCGAGCAGCGCUUUUUUCGUUGUCUCCACAGCAAUACAGUCUCUUAAUGAAAUAUGUAGAAACACUUCGUCAACAACGUAUGUCGCUACAAAAAACUAUGGAAUGUGGGUUUUGCAAAAACAAUGGCCACCCAGAAGUAUGGUAUACAACUCACGCUCUCAAAGACAGAAAGGGUCGUGUGAAAUGUCCCAUCCUUCGAACCUUGUCAUGUCGACGCUGCGGCGCCACUGGAGAUCAAGCGCAUACUAUUAAAUAUUGCCCUCUA
Molecule: messenger RNA, 573 nt
Organism: Brenthis ino (lesser marbled fritillary)
Lineage: Eukaryota; Metazoa; Arthropoda; Insecta; Lepidoptera; Nymphalidae
Source: the annotation of a GenBank genome assembly